AGCGCAUGGGCAGACAAACUGUACGUCCGUUUGUCCGGAGCAGAGGGGAGAGUGGGCGCCAUCUUCUUCUAAGCUCACUGAGGGGUCUGCCUGUUUUGGGGAGGCUGCUGCGACGAGGAGUGCCCCCCGCCACCAGCCUUGUGGUUCCGACUCGGCAGCAGCGGUUAGAAGUUGUAACAGAUCACUGUCUUCAAACCAACACAGCCACAAAAAUACUUUUGUUGCAUUCUUAAGUUGCUUUUACAGAAUUAACAGGUCUCCAAGAAAUAAAAAAAGGUCAUUAUUGCUGUGGUUUGAGCUCAGCAUGGCUGUAGUCAUCCGUUUACUGGGGCUUCCUUUUAUUGCGGGGCCUGUGGAUAUUCGUCACUUCUUCACGGGAUUGACUAUUCCUGAUGGAGGAGUGCAUAUAAUUGGAGGGGAAGUUGGGGAGGCUUUUAUUAUUUUUGCAACAGAUGAAGAUGCAAGACGUGCCGUAAGUCGUUCAGGAGGGUUUAUCAAGGAUUCAUCUGUAGAGCUUUUUCUUAGUAGUAAGGCAGAAAUGCAGAAGACUAUAGAAAUGAAAAGAACUGAUCGCAUGGGACGAGAGAGACCAGGAUCUGGGGCACCAGGGGUUGGCAGCUUAUCUAAUUUUGUUGAGGCUACUAAAGAAGAAGCAAGUAAUUCUGGAUAUGGCUCUCCGAUUAAUCAAGAUGCUGGGUUUCAUACUAAUGGUACAGGACAAGGUGAUUUAAGGCCAAGAAAGACACGGCCAUUGAAGGCAGAGAAUCCUUACUUGUUUCUACGAGGCUUGCCUUACUUAGUAAACGAAGAUGAUGUACGUGUCUUUUUCUCUGGCUUGUGUGUGGAUGGAGUAAUUUUCUUAAAGCAUCAUGAUGGCCGAAAUAAUGGUGAUGCCAUAGUAAAAUUUGCUUCAUGUAUUGAUGCUUCAGGAGGUCUUAAAUGUCAUAGAAGUUUUAUGGGUUCAAGAUUUAUUGAAGUAAUGCAAGGCUCGGAACAACAGUGGAUUGAGUUUGGAGGUAAUGCAGUUAAGGAGGGUGACAUUUCUAUGAGGACUGAAGAACAUUCUCCACCAAGAGGAAUUAACGAUAGACAUUUUUGGAAACGAUCUCAUUCAAAGUCUCCCAGAAGAACACGUUCUCGUUCUCCUCUUGGAUUUUAUGUUCACUUAAAAAAUCUGUCCCUAAGUAUUAACAAAAAAGAUUUGAGAAAUUUCUUUAGAGAUACUGAUCUGACUAAUGAACAGAUUAGGUUUUUAUAUAAGGAUGAAAGAAGAACAAGAUAUGCCUUUGUGAUGUUCAAGACUCUGAAAGACUAUAACACUGCUCUGGGUUUACAUAAGACUGUUUUACAGUAUCGUCCAGUUCAUAUUGAUCCAGUUUCUAGAAAACAGAUGCUGAAGUUCAUUGAAUGUUAUGAAAAGAAAAGACCAGCAUCAACAGAGAAAGAGAGGCUUGGACAUGUUUCACAAAAAUACUCUCAAGAAGGCUAUUCUGGCCAGAAACUGUGCAUAUAUAUAAGAAAUUUUCCAUUUGAUGUUACAAAAGUUGAAGUGCAGAAGUUCUUUGCAGACUUUUCUCUUGCUGAGGAUGACAUUUACUUGCUUUAUGAUGACAAGGGAGUUGGUCUAGGAGAAGCAUUGGUGAAAUUCAGAUCAGAAGAACAGGCCAUGAAAGCUGAACGUUUAAACCGACGAAGAUUCUUGGGGACAGAGGUAUUGUUAAGGCUCAUAUCUGAGGUACAAAUGCGGGAGUUUGGUGUAAAUUUUUCUUCAAUGUCCAGUGAGAGAAUGCAUGACCAUUCACAGUCAUGUGAUAGAGAUGAUCAUUCCCAUUCAUUUGACUCAAAUGAUCUACCAUUCUACUCGGUUGGCCCUUCUGAAAACUUUAGGCAUCAGCAAGAGGACUUGAGGCAACUGGACAAUUUCAAGCAUCCCCAGGGGGAUUUCCGACCUCCUGAAAGGCGCCCUCCAGAAGACUUUAGGCAUUCCCCGGAGGAUUUCAGGCACUCCCCUGAAGACUUCAGGCGCCUUCGGGAGGAACACUUCAGGCGGCCUCCUGAGGAGGACUUCAGACGCCCUUGGGAAGAGGACUUCAGACACUCUCCGGAGGAGGAUUUCAGGCACUCUCGGGAGGAGGACUGGAGGCGGCCACCUGAGGAGGAUUUCAGGCGGCCUCCCAAGGAAGACUUCAGGAGACCCCCUGAGGAGGACUGGAGGCGGCCCCCCCAGGGAGACUUCAGGAGGCCACCUGAGGAGGAUUGGAGACGGCCUCCUGAGGAGGACUUCAGACGGCUUCCCCCGGGGGAAUGGAGGCGGCCACCUGAGGAAGACUUCAGGCGGCCCCCUGAGGAGGAUUUCAGGCGACUUCCAGAGGAAGACUUCCGGCGACCUCCUGAGGAGGACUUCAGGCGGCCCCACGAGGAGGACUUCAGGCGGUCUCCUGAGGAGGAUUUCCGGCGUUCUCCUGAGAAGGACUUCAGGCGGCCACCUGCGGAACACUUCCGGCGGCCCCCCCCAGAGCAUUUCCGGAGGCCGCCCCCGGAGCACUUCCGGCGGCCACCUCAGGAGCAUUUCCGGCGGCCGCCCCCAGAGCAUUUCAGACGGCCACCCCAGGAGCAUUUCAGACGGCCGCCUCAGGAACAUUUCAGGCGGCCAUCCCAGGAGCAUUUCAGGCGCCCUCGAGAGGAAGAUUUUAGGCACCCACUGGAUGAAGAUUUCAGGGGCCCUCCGGAUGAAGACUUUAGGCACCCUCCUGAUGAGGACUUCAGGAGUCCCCAGGAGGAAGAUUUUAGAAGCCCUUCUGAUGAGGACUUCAGGCGGCUCCCGGAGGAAGACCUCAGGGAAGCUCCAGAGGAGGACCCUAGACUUACUGACAGUUUUAGAGUUCCUGGUGAGGAGUUUAGGAGCCCCCCUGAUGAUUUUAGAAGUCAUCGCCCUUUUGUGAAUUUUGGUCGCCCAGAAGGUGGCAAGUUUGAUUUUGGAAAGCGUAAUAUGGGAAGUUUUCCUGAGGGGAGAUUUAUGCCUGAUCCAAAAUUAAAUUGUAAUUCAGGUAGAGUAACACCCAUUAAGAUAAUGAAUCUUCCAUUUAAAGCUAAUGUUAAUGAAAUUCUAGACUUUUUCCAUGGUUACAGAAUCAUACCUGAUUCAGUUUCAAUACAGUAUAACGAGCAAGGAUUACCUACAGGGGAAGCCAUUGUUGCCAUGAUAAACUACAAUGAAGCUAUGGCUGCUAUUAAAGAUCUGAAUGAUAGGCCAGUUGGCCCCCGCAAAGUUAAGUUAAUUUUGCUCUAGAGAGCAUUUCUAAAUUCAGAAUUACCUCCCCACAGUAUUGAUGCAGUAAAAUGCACUUUUUUGUGUUUAUUUUUUACUAAUGAAAAGAAACAUUUUAAUUUUGACCUGUGAAUAGAACAAAUGUAAAUAGUAGAAUGUGAAUCUGGUUUUCUUUUGCUUGCAAAUUGCCGUUCACUUUUUCUAACUUAAAAAUAUAUAUGGCUUUUUUUUUUUGACCAGUGGGGGAGAGAACUAAUUCCCUGAGUGCAUUAAUUUUUGUUGAUGUCAUGGGUAAACGUCAAGACUUGUAUAGUAGAACUGUAUUUGGGGAAGAUAAGUUUUAUAUUCACUUUUGUUUCCAUUCUGUAGUCUGCAUCUUUUUACUCAAACUGUAUAAGGAAAUGGUCAGUGACUGAUUGUUCAGGGUUAGCAUUUUCAUUGCUAACUGCCUGCAGAAUUAAUGCCCUCUUCCUUGUCUGAGAUAUUACUGUGUUAAGCCUCCCCUUAAUAGUUCAAAAUUGACAGACUGUGAACUUGAAGUUUACUUAUGUAAAAAGCUUAGGAAAUUCUUAAAACUUCGAUGAUCAUAACUUUCAAGAUUUUAUAAAAAUAAAAAAAAUUGCAACUGAAUAGACCAACUAACUUGUAUUUGUAUAAAGAGAAAAAAGAAUUAUAGCUUCUUUUGUGAAGGUUUCCAACAGCUGUAUAAGGUAAUAUUUAUGACAGGAGAGACCAAACAUUCUGUAAUAAUAGUGUAUUAGUGCUGUGUAUAGUUCUGUGGUUUCUUCCAACAUCUCAUCAACCAAACUGAUAAGACUUACUCAAAAUACUUAAAGACAAAAAAAAUAAAAAGUAAUUAUAAGUACAAGGGGACUUUCAGGCUAAUGCUGGGAAGAAUCUGAUAAAUGGACAUAGUUUGUGUUUCUAGGAAGAAUUUACUGAUGAUUCAUAUAACUUGUAUUUUUAAAAUUAGGUUCUCAUUUCCUAAUUUCAAAACUUUUUAUCCAAAGACUCAAUGACUAAAUAUAACGACUUUUGUGAGAUUGAAUUUUGACUUCUUUGAUAUUUGACAUUUAGUGUAGACAUUUUGCAAAUACUGGAUUUGGUUUUCUAUACCAUCAUAAUGUUAAUGCUUACACUGGGCACUUACUAUGUGCUAGGCAGUAUAAGUACUUUACAUGCAUAAUGUCAAUCUUAAUUAUUCCCUAAGAAGCUUAAGAGUAUUUAGCUCUAUUUCACAAAUGAGAUAAUGAAAUUCAGAGAGUUUAAGUUACUUGCCUAAAGUCAUAGCUAGUAAAUCAUGGAGCCAGUUUCAACCCAGACAGACUACACACUCCAGUUCAUGCUCUUAAUACUUUUGCCUGCUAACUUUGUUAAGUGCUGUUUUUAAUUUUAGUAAGACCAUGCUAAAAAUAUUUUCAAGAGUAAAGGAUAUUUUCUUACCUCCAUUUUUGCUUUAAAAAUAGCAUUAAGAAAAGGUAAAAUUUGUAUGCCCAAGCAUUGUUAAUAAAAGACAAAGUAACUAAAACAUCCAGGGUUUCUCUGGGAGACAAACAUUAUGUAUUGGCUUCUAAUUUAAAACUGUUCAUCUUAUGAAACAUGAUUUGACUUUGGUUGGCCUUUUAUAGUUUACAUAAAACAAAGUUAAUUUUCCUUAAUUCUGUGAUUUAGAUAUUUCCCACAGUGAGCAAAUAAGAAUAAAGUUUGAAUUUAUAUCAGUAGUUUAGUCAUUUAAUAAUAGGGUAUGGCAGAAGUAGAAUAUUUUGUCAGUAUUUAGCCAGUUAGUGCUAUAAGUAUUUUGGAUUAAUCUUUAGUGAUUUAAAGAAGUCUAAUAAAAACCAACAGAAGUUUCUGUGUGUUUUUAAUUAUGUUGAGUGUCGUUCUUGCUAGUGGAAUGAAUAAAAUGGUAAAUUUGGUUCAGAAAAGCACAUCAGUAUGGCUCUUGAAACUAGUAAGCUUACAAGCAGCUAGGAAAAUGACAGUAGGAAGAAAUGAUAUAUAUAUAUAUAUUUUUUCUUUUUGCGGUAUGCGGGCCUCUCACUGCUGUGGCGUCUCCCGUUGCGGAGCACAGGCUCCGGACGCGCAGGCCCAGCGGCCAUGGCUCACGGGCCCAGCCGCUCCGCGGCAUAUGGGAUCCUCCCAGAUCGGGGCACGAACCCGUAUCCCCUGCAUCGGCAGGCGGACUCUCAACCACUGCGCCACCAGGGAGGCCCCAAGAAAUGAUAUUUUUAACUGCUCAGAGAUUAUUUAGAUGAUUUAUUUGAGGAGUAUAUGGGAAGACUUAAAAAUGCAUCUUAAAUAUAUAUCAAUAAAAGCUAAGAUGAAGCUUAAAGUGCAGUAUCACUUAAUAUUGAACUGCUUCUCAAUCUAGGCUGGGAUGGUGGUGGUAGAUAAGAAGCCAUCACAAUAGUAGUAAACACAGGCUUUGUAUUUUGAUUGUAAAAUUAAUGGAUUGAUAUGAAUAGUUAAUUUACUCCAUAAUCUUUGGUUCAAUAUAUUUUUUAACUUUAUAAAGUUUAUUACAGAAAGCUGGCUUCUACUGCUUGGGAGCCAUUUUUGCGUAUCUGUUCCCAACUCUGCCUUCAGUGAUAUGUCAAUAACUUAAAUUGGCCAUGGUAGGAGUAUUUACACCAUGGAAAUUGGUAAAUGCAGAAAAUCAGGGCAUUUUCCACCCCAGAGAGCCAAUUACCAGCACACCACCAAUUUCAAACAGAUAAGAGAAUAGUGUACUAAAUCCUCAUAUACCCAUCGCCCAGCUUCAAUAAUUAUCUCAUAGCCAGUUUUGUUUCCUCUCCUAGAUGUAUCAGGUAUAGUGGCAUAUUGGUUCUCUAGUUUAAUAUCCAGUGGCAUUUUAAUUAUCUUAAAGUCAAACUUUUUUUUUUUUUUUUUUGCGGUACGCGGGCCUCUCACUGUCGUGGCCUCUCCCGUUGCGGAGCACAGGCUCCGGACACGCAGGCCCAGCAGCCAUGGCUCACGGGCCUAGCCGCUCCGCGGCAUGUGGGAUCUUCCCGGACUGGGGCACGAACCCGUGUCCCCUGCAUCAGCAGGCGGACUCUCAACCACUGCGCCACCAGGGAAGCCCAAGCCAAACACUUUUGACUCGAGGUAUUCUGAAAAAUAUAGAUCAUGCCUAGAAAGUAAACUUCAUCCCAACCAAGAGAUAGGUAAGAAUCAUUGUGUUAGGAGCACACACUUACCACUUACUGAAAACACUGUCAAGAGCAUUGGCUCUUGGUCCAUAUAUCACCUAUUAAGCAGUGACCCUAUCACCUCCAUCUUUGUAUUAAAUGUAAGCUAAUAUUUACUGAGCUGUGAUACUGUGUAUUUAUGAUGUUUAAUUACAUAUGAAUUAACUAUAUCAUUUAGUUCCAAUAACCCUAAUAAACCUAUUUCGGAGAUAAGAAAUGGACGCCUAUAGCCUGUCUUUUUAUAAGGAAGCUAAAAGAGGUUUUUACAUUUUUAAAUAGGGUUACAUAAGUACCUAUGUAAUAGCCUUGAUUUUCUCUCUCAGCUCACAAACUGUAAAAAUAUUUACCGUGUAACCCUUUAAGGAGUUUGCCAACCUACGUCUGGUCUAAAAUUUAAUUUGACAUCAAAAGUAUUUUGUAUAAUAUUCCUUUUGUCCUUAGAAUAUUUUUUUGAAGCAGCCAAAGCAUACAUUUUAUAUCAGAAUUAUUUGCUGAUUGCUUUAUAUAUCAUGCACUAUUUUAACUUUACAAAUAGGGCAACUGAUGCUCAAGAGAAGUGAAUUGCUAUCAUAAGCAGCAAGAGCAAUACUAGAACUGUUUUUUUUUCUCCCAGCUACAAAUACCAAGAUUAAACACUGAGAAAAUAAAAAUG
This is a messenger RNA of Mesoplodon densirostris (Blainville's beaked whale), 7108 nucleotides long. It is a transcript of the gene RBM12B, whose product is annotated as RNA binding motif protein 12B. The record is from RefSeq and is a predicted model, not a curated record. The coding region runs from base 305 to 3289 and encodes 994 amino acids. Lineage: Eukaryota; Metazoa; Chordata; Mammalia; Artiodactyla; Ziphiidae. Gene Ontology annotation, molecular function: RNA binding. Gene Ontology annotation, biological process: regulation of RNA splicing. Gene Ontology annotation, cellular component: nucleoplasm; ribonucleoprotein complex. The transcript is spliced from 4 exons.